Molecule: messenger RNA, 2326 nt
Organism: Ictalurus punctatus (channel catfish)
Lineage: Eukaryota; Metazoa; Chordata; Actinopteri; Siluriformes; Ictaluridae
Product: sperm-associated antigen 6
Exons: 11
Coding region: 81-1604 (507 amino acids)
Biological process (GO): epithelial cilium movement involved in extracellular fluid movement; filopodium assembly; sperm axoneme assembly
Cellular component (GO): axoneme; acrosomal vesicle; microtubule cytoskeleton
Molecular function (GO): microtubule binding
Source: RefSeq, a predicted model, not a curated record
UCCAACGUCAAGCCAAAUUUAUUCCAGUACUUAUUUCAGAGACUCACUCUGGACUGAUUUUUCGUUGUGGGAUUGAAACUAUGAGUCAGCGACACGUUUUACAGGUUUUUGAGCAGUACCAGAAAGAAAGGAUGAAGUUUGUGCAAACAGUUGCAGAACUUUCAGUAAGACCUCAGAAUAUCGAAACACUUCAAAAUGCAGGUGUGAUGUCCCUCCUGAAGCCUCUUCUCCUGGAUGCGGUCCCAACUAUCCAGCAGUCAGCUGCUCUGGCUCUUGGAAGACUCGCCAGCUACAGUGAUGAUCUGGCCGAGGCUGUGGUGAAGGGAGGCAUUCUGCCUCAUCUCGUCUCCUCGCUGUUUAAGCAGAACCGCUUCUAUAAGAAGGCAGCAGCGUCUGUUCUCAGUGCCGUGGCGAAGCACUCACCCGAGCUGGCACAAGCAGUGGUAGACUACGGUGCCCUCGAUGCUCUUGUCAUCUCCCUGGCGGAGUUUGAUCCUGUAGUGAAAGAAGCUGCUGCAUGGACACUAGGCUACAUCGCUCGCCACAACAGCUCAUUGGCUCAGGCAGUGGUGGAUGCAGGUGCUGUUCCUCUUCUCGUUCUCUGCAUCCAGGAGCCCGGAACUGCCCUGAAGAGGAUUUCCGCUUCAACGCUGAGUGACAUCUCCAAACACUCGCCAGAGCUUGCACAAAUUGUAGUGGACGCCGGAGCCAUUGCACACCUGGCCCAAAUGACCCUGAACCCAGACACCAACCUGAAGAGGCACGUGUUCUCGGCUCUAGGCCAAAUCUCCAAGCACUCUGUGGAUCUGGCAGAGAUUGUGGUGGAGGCUGAGAUCUUCCCUGCUGUACUGGCCUGCCUUAAAGACCCAGAUGAAAAUGUGAGGAAGAACAUCAGCACGCUGAUGCGAGAGAUCACAAAACACACCCCUGAGUUAUCCCAGAUGAUCGUGAAUGCCGGCGGUGUAGCAGCUGUGAUAAAUUAUCUAGGGGACUCCAGAGGGAGCGUGCGAUUGCCUGGUAUCAUGAUGCUCGGCUAUGUGGCUGCACACUCUGAGAACCUCGCCAUGGCUGUCAUUGUAUCUAAGGGCGUACCACAGCUGGCUAUCUGUCUGGCAGAGGAGACAGAGGAUCACAUGAAGGCUGCAGCAGCCUGGGCACUGGGGCAGAUUGGCCAACACACACCUGAGCAUGCAAGAGCUGUGGCCAUGUCUAACGUGCUCCCCAAACUGCUGAGUCUCUACCUGGACACACAGAGCUCUGAGGAUCUGCAAGUCAAGGCAAAGAAGGCUUUAAAGAGCAUCCUUCAGAAGUGCACUUACCUUCCAGCAUUGGAGCCACUUCUCUACGAAGCUCCCAGCAAUGUUCUCAAACACGUUAUCUGCCAGUUCAGCAAGGUUCUUCCACAUGACAGUAAAACACGGAGGUUGUUUGUAACUACCGGAGGACUGAAGAAGGUGCAGGAAAUUAAAGCUGAACCCGGCUCUGAUCUGCAGGAGUACAUCAACGCCAUUAACAAAUCCUACCCCGAGGAGAUAGUCAGGUACUUCUCACCUGGAUAUUCAGAAGCACUACUAGAAAGGAUCGAGAAGUAUCAGCCUGUUUAGUACAGGAAGUUCAUCUCCAUGAUUAGCACUUUUUACUGCUUUAUGAAAUAAUCUUAUUAAAUUCAGGGCACUGUGAUAUUUGGCAUUUGCAUUUGCUUAUUGACCCUUUGUUGCAGCACUGUAUGUAGUAUACUGUCAAAUGUGAUUUGAAUUUAUUUUCAUGUUUUGUUAAAAGCAACAAUGCGAUGUUUGCCAUUUAACCCUUGCAUUAUGCUUUUAUCUAGCUUUUCUGCUGUAGACUACUAACUACACACAUCACAGUUAUUUUGUUGCUUGCUAAAAUUUCACAUUUUUAUUGAUAAUCAUCAAUAAGGAAUCCCUUAAAAUUGAGAAGUAGAUGAAUAGUUGUGUAAUUCUAAAGCAUUAAUAAAAUCAUAAUCACGAUCUAUUCGGUGAUUGGACAAUGGAGUAAGGCAGAAUUGAAGAUGGGGCCGAAUAUUGAAUAAAUUUAACUGACUUUUAGGCGUUGUUUCGCUUUUUUAAUUUGUCAGUUCCGUUGUAAAUAAUGACUUUAAUCAUUUUACAUGGUUUUAUUUUUUCCAAAAGUAUUUUUGCAGAUUAUAUUCUGUAAAUUAGUCAUUUUCAACCAUGUGUUAUAGAUUUAUAAUGUGCAGUUUUCUGUGACAUUCUCUAAAUAUAUUAGUUUUGCUUGUUUUUAUUAAAGAGGAUUUGACUGAAUUAAAUGCCACAGUCUGCUGAAGGUUAGUACAGGAUUAGAGUCA